Messenger RNA from Polistes dominula (European paper wasp), 1356 nucleotides. RefSeq lists its product as uncharacterized. Lineage: Eukaryota; Metazoa; Arthropoda; Insecta; Hymenoptera; Vespidae. The record is from RefSeq and is a predicted model, not a curated record.
AUGUCACAGCUCCAGGACCACGAUGAACAAGAAGCUCUUAAACAGGAUGAAUUUUUUAAACAAACAUUAAUUAGUGUGAAACCUUUUAUAUUAAAUCUAACAUGUGCGGAAGAUGCUCAAUUAUGUAAAAUUUGGCUCGAUAAACUAAAUCUUUCUUCUUUUCAACGUAGUCUUAGAAAUGAGUAUCUUCUUGAAUUAUGUCAGCAAUUGAAAAGAGGUCAUGUAGGAGGAAUAUUUAGUAAACCUCCUCCUUUAGGACCUCUCUUACCAUUACAUAAACCAUAUCGCAUGGUUUAUAUUAGUUCAUCUUUGAGUGAUCUGUCAGAAUUUAGUACGACUUCAUAUCACAAGCAGGAACGAACUAAUGAACAUAAAACACAUUCGCUAAAUGCUGUAUUCAGAAUACAAGAUACAAAUUCUACAAAUACAAGUCAAUGUUCACAUAUGUUUGAACAAUCAUCAGAUCAAUUUAAUGACAAUAACAUAGGAGAUAGAAAUCAGUUCAUAACGCAUAGCCAUGAUACAGAUUCACCGAUUUAUAAAAAUAAAGUAGCCGAACAGUUUUCUAAAUUGAAAUUUCAGUUGCACGAAGCUGAAUGUAAAAAUGAAAGUUUAAAUAACAAUUUACUUACAAUGUCACAAAAAUUGGAUAAAAUUAUUCACGAUGAGGAAGAAGAGAUUAAUGCAAUAAAGAAGCAAUGUAUAGAUAAAUUAGAAUCCAUGCGCCAGCAAUAUGAAGUCUUUUUAAAAGAAAAAGAUUUAGAAAUAAAUACACAGAUAGAUUUAAUUCGUCAGAAGGAUUUGGAAUUAUUGAAGAAAGAUGAAGAAGGAAAUAAGAGAAUCGAAUUAUUGACAAAUAAAAUAAAAGAGAUGGAAAUUAAGCUUGAAACAGAAACAAAAGAUGAAAAUAAAUUACGAGCCAUGUUAACAGAUCAAAAUGCAAUAAUGAGACAAGAGUUUGAUAAAAUGAGAAGUAAAAUGGAACUAGUAUCACAAAAUCAAAAUGAGAAUUUAAUUUCUAAAACAAUAAUGUUGAAAAAGAUUAUAUUAAAGCUUAAAAAAUCUAAAGACAAGCUUGUAUACGAUUAUGAAACAAAAAUUAAUCAUAUCCUUAAGAGCAAAGAUAUGGAAAUCAAGUCGUUGUGCAUACAAUUUCAAGGACAGAAGACUGAUUUAUACAUCUCCUUGUAUUCAGAAAAGCAACGUGAAUUAAAUGCUUUGGUCAAUUCAUUAGAAGAAAAAUAUAAAUUACUUUUUGCAGCAGCUGACGAGACAGCUGAAAAUCAGCGUCAGAAUUAUCUUAAGAAAAUAAAUAUAUUAGAGAAUGAACUGUGUCAAUUGAAAAAAAGACAUUCG